AACCUACCUUCAUUGGUACAGCUACUCAUAUCUCGACACUUCAAUUUUCAUUCUGAAGCAAAAAACUCCCCAAUCUGUGCAUUCGAAACCAGUGAGUGAUUAGAUAAAGAAGCCAGACUGUCCGGUCGUAUAUUGGGCAUCAAUUGUUGCCAGCCUUCCUCAUUCGACAGGUUGCGUUCGAGUAGUGAAAUCGUGUGUAGCGCAAUGGCCGACAACAACAACAUCGUUCAGGACCUGCCUCAAGCUUUGCAAGAUCUGUUGAAUCGUGUAGCUCUGUCUCAGGGAUUCAAACCUUCCGGUUACAGCAUCCAGCUGGAGUCGGGAUCAACCGUUGGCGAUGGUUUCGUGGGUAGAAUGAUUCGGGCCAAUAUAAAGGAAAGUGGGACUGAUCGAUCUCUGAAGGCCAUGUGUAAAGUUAUGCAGUCGAACCAGGAAGCACGUGAUCGGUACAAUUCGCCGCUUCUGUUUAGCAAAGAGUGUGACUACUAUGCAUCGCUGCUACCUACGAUGUGUCGCUUCCAGGAGGAGAAACAAGUUCCGGUUGAGGCCAGAUUCAGCGCCUUCCCAGAGUGCUAUCUGUCGGUUUACGACGAGCAAUCGAAAGAGUAUAUGAUUGCUCUGGAAGAUCUCCGGCAGCGACGGUUCGAGAUGUGGGACAAAUUGGUUCCGAUGAGUUACGAGAAUGUUAAACUAGUGAUGGAGCAAUUGGGGCGGUUCCAUGCGGUAUCGCUGGCUUUGAAAGAUCAACGACCGGAAGUGUUUGAACAGUUCAAGGCCCACAGGGACGAGCUGACCAGAAUCACCGGAAUCAAAGAAUUUUUGGACAGUAUGGUUAAAAAGUCGAUCGACACUUUGGGAACUCAUGAACAGGACGCACGGGAGAGGAUGCAAAAAUUGUACGAAAACUUUUGGGAACGGAUUAACGCGUGUUUGGAUCCGAAGGCAGCCGAACCCUACACGGUGCUCUGUCACGGCGAUAUUUGGGCUAACAAUAUGAUGUUCCGUUACGAGGAGAAAUCUCCCCAGGAAGUGGUCUUCCUAGAUCUGCAAGCAAUUCGUAACACCAGUCCGGUAAACGACGUCGUACACUUCCUGUUCUGUGCCACCGAUGAUGACUUCCGUCAACUUCACUACAAGGAAAUGCUUCAAACCUACUACAACUCGCUGUCAAAUCUUCUGCGCCUACUGGGAGGCGAUCCGGAACGCCAAUUUCCCCAGUCAGCCUUUCAGCAGCAGCUCAAAAAGUUCGGCAUCAUUGGCCUGCUGAUUGCGGCGUUCGCACUGCCACCUACCUGUACCGAUUACGCAAAAGCUUCGAAUGAAUCGAUGGACGAUAAUUCGUUUUUGGAGUUUUCGACCCAGGAACGGGAUGAGGCUCGGUAUCGUAAGCGAAUGUCCGGGGCCAUCCGGGAUGCCAUACGGUUUGGCUAUCUGUAGAGAUUCGAAUCUUGGACGCAUUACAAAAUGCGAACGAUCAAAAUGUUGCUAGACCCCGUUCAACGAAGGUCAGUGUGUGUUGUUCCGAGUAAUCAGUUGAGCUGAAUGGAAGAAACAUCAGAUAAGAUAUGAAGUUCAAUAUUGAUGAUUGCUGUGCAAUUAUAUUCAGU
Molecule: messenger RNA, 1607 nt
Organism: Uranotaenia lowii
Lineage: Eukaryota; Metazoa; Arthropoda; Insecta; Diptera; Culicidae
Exons: 2
Coding region: 205-1437 (410 amino acids)
Source: RefSeq, a predicted model, not a curated record